Molecule: messenger RNA, 1946 nt
Organism: Anopheles aquasalis
Lineage: Eukaryota; Metazoa; Arthropoda; Insecta; Diptera; Culicidae
Product: CDK5RAP1-like protein
Biological process (GO): tRNA modification; negative regulation of cyclin-dependent protein serine/threonine kinase activity
Cellular component (GO): cytosol; mitochondrion
Molecular function (GO): 4 iron, 4 sulfur cluster binding; tRNA-2-methylthio-N(6)-dimethylallyladenosine(37) synthase activity
Source: RefSeq, a predicted model, not a curated record
UUCUGGCUCGACCAAAACUCCAAAAAAGUACGGAACUGAAUUCGCCACCAAAAAAGUAGCGACCAAAUAAACCUGCUUGCUACAGCUGAAGUAGAGAGAUUAAAAAAAACCUAUCCCCCCUAUCGACUGCAAAAUCCAAUCUCCCAUGGUGCCCAUUUGAAUCGAGCCAGCGAUUUCCGGCGAUUUCUAGCGAUUUCCAGGCGAUCGGUAUGGGGACGCUUUCUAGGUUGCAUUUUUGGAGGCGGAUACUGCGACCACAAGCCCACGUGCGUUACAUAACGGAGGCCAAAAAGAUUCAGCUCCGAACGGGGCCCUCUUUGCAAGAUUUCCUUCUGCAGAGCUCUGACCCCAACCAGGCGCAGCAGGAUAUUUAUGUUGCAUCGCGAAGCGAGAAAAUUCCCUACGUGUCCCCAGAGACACUAAAGGGACGGAGGCGAAAGGUGUUCUUCGAAGUGUACGGCUGCCAAAUGAACACGAAUGAUACCGAGAUCGUGUGGUCGAUCCUGAAAUCGCACGACUAUCAGCGCACUGUUAACAUCAAAGAAGCGGACGUUGUGCUCAUGGUCACGUGCGCUAUUCGUGAAGGAGCGGAGGACACAGUCUGGAAUCGGUUGAAGCAUCUGCGGCUCAUGAAGCGAAACCGGGAAGCCGAUGAUGCCGAGAAGCCGCUACAGAUUGGCGUUCUGGGUUGUAUGGCGGAACGAUUGAAACAGCAACUGGUGGAAAAGGAACACUCUGUCGACGUUGUGGCGGGACCGGAUGCUUACAAGGAUCUGCCCCGCCUGUUAACUAUCGGGCAGCGAGGGCAGAAGGCUAUUAAUGUGCUUCUAUCGCUGGACGAAACGUAUGCAGACGUUGUGCCGGUCAAGCUGGACCGUAAAUCGAAGACAGCUUACGUAUCGAUCAUGCGUGGAUGCGACAACAUGUGUACGUACUGUAUUGUGCCAUUUACCCGCGGCAAGGAACGAUCCCGACCUAUAAGCUCGAUCCGGGACGAAGUGUUAAAGCUAGAGGACGCCGGCAUCCGUGAAAUAACGCUUCUGGGACAAAACGUUAACAGUUACCGAGAUACGAGCACCAGCGGUCUAUCGGAAGCAACGAGUGGGCAAAAAGAAGCCUCGUUAUUGGCGCCAGGUUUUCGCACCGUUUAUAAAACGAAGAUUGGAGGCCUGCGGUUCGGAGAGUUACUAGCGGAGCUAGCAGAGUGCGUUCCGGAAAUGAGAAUUCGAUUUACCUCGCCCCAUCCGAAGGAUUUUCCACGCGAUGUGCUGGAGACGAUCGGCCGCUACCCAAACGUUUGCAAUAGCCUACACUUACCGGCUCAAUCGGGUAAUACGGCGGUUUUGGAACGAAUGCGGCGUGGCUAUUCUCGUGAGGCUUAUCUGAGUCUCGUAAGCGAGGUGCGGUCCGUUAUUCCUAACGUGACUCUUUCGAGCGACUUCAUCUGUGGAUUUUGCGGUGAAACGGAGGCCGAGUUUGCUGAGACAGUUUCGUUGAUCGAAACGGUGGGCUACCAUGCGGCUUUCCUGUUUGCGUACAGCAUGCGCGAGAAGACCACAGCGCACCGUCGAUACGUGGAUGAUGUCCCGGAGCACAUUAAGCAAGAACGGUUACGACGAAUGAUUGCAGCAUUCCGCAAAGAGGCGUACAGGUUGAAUGAGGAAUUUGUAGGCCGCACAGAGUUGAUUCUCGUCGAAGGGUACAGCAAACGUUCGCGUGCCGAUCUAGCUGGACGGAAUGAUGGAAAUGUUAAAGUAGUACUCCCCGCGGGGCCAAUAAGAUCUAGUCAGUCUGCCACCCGUGACGAUUUAAAACCGAUCGGAGUGGGAGAUUAUGUGGCGGUACGAAUCAACACCGCCAAUUCGCAGAUACUCAAGGGGGAUCCUUUGCACCACACGACCAUUCAGGAGUUCUAUUCGUCCUGCUAACUGCCAGAUAAAGCACUC